Molecule: messenger RNA, 3086 nt
Organism: Xyrauchen texanus (razorback sucker)
Lineage: Eukaryota; Metazoa; Chordata; Actinopteri; Cypriniformes; Catostomidae
Gene: parp12a
Product: poly (ADP-ribose) polymerase family, member 12a
Exons: 12
Coding region: 55-2064 (669 amino acids)
Molecular function (GO): NAD+ poly-ADP-ribosyltransferase activity; metal ion binding
Source: RefSeq, a predicted model, not a curated record
CAACAUCAGUAAGAGGAAGCAAAUUGAGAAACGAGCUUUAAGGCCUCUUCGAAAAUGGCAUCUACCGUGUCUAAAUACAUUUACAACUUUCUCUGUAAACACGAGGGCAGUUCGGAUUUUGGUAAAGUGGAGAAGAAUUUACGGCAGAGUUUCACGGUGGCGGAUCAGGUACUGUCUCUGGUGCUCGAUGACCACCAGAGGUUUGUUAUAAAAGAGGAUGAAGACUCGAACACCACCAACUCAGUACUGGGUGCUGACAGUCUGAUCAUAGCCAAAACCUCUCUGAGAGUGUGCAAAAAUGACAAAUGUGUCAGCUGUGAAGAACUGCACCUGUGUAGGUACUUUGUAUGUGGAAACUGCAGAUUUGGGUUCAAAUGCAAGAAUUCUCAUGAUUUGGCCUCAGCACAUAAUUCUGACCUCUUGAGAAAGCGAGAUCUUGAAGAGCUUGAGAGUGGACUGUUGUUUCAACUUCUGCUUCAGAAUGACCCAUCUUUACUUCCAGAGGUUUGCUCCCAUUACAACAAGGGGAAUGGAGAACAUGGCAGCUGUAAAUUUAAGACAUCUUGCACCAGCCUGCACCUGUGCCAGCACUUCAUGCAGGAUGACUGCAAGUUUGGAGCUGCUUGCAAAAGGGCCCACAGCUUGGAUGCACAGGCUCAGAAAAUUCUCAAUGGCCGAGGGGUCAGUCCAGAAAACAUGCGCAAACUCCACAAGAUAUACAAGAACAAGUUACUGAUCACCUCUUCUCAAGAGAGACCAGUCAAGAAGAAAGAGCACACAGCUGUUCCAGCAGUGAGCUGUUCCAGCAGUGAGAGGAGCACCAGACACAAAUCCAGUAGCUCCGUAAGUGAAGCUGAUUACAGUGAAAUCUGCCUCUAUUUCUUACGUGCUGGAUGUAGUUUCAAAGACAAGUGUGUCCGUUUCCACCACCAUCUACCCUAUAAAUGGCAAAUUUUAAAAAAGGAUGGAGUCACAUGGAGUGACCUGCCAAAUGAAGAGGAGAUUGAGAAGGCAUUCUGUAGUCCAUCGAAUGAUUUGAGUAUUACUCAGACCAGCACAGGGAAUGAGGUGGUGAAUUUUGACUCAAUGACAUUAGGAGGGUCAUCAGUGCGGCGACUAUCCACAGCAUCCUCUGUUACUAAACCCCCUCACUUUAUACUGACCACUGAAUGGCUGUGGUACUGGAAAAAUGACAAUAAGGGCUGGACGGAAUAUGGCAAAGGGGAAAAUGCAAAGCUUGUGGCCUCAGUCACUUCGGAAAUCCUUGAAAUUUUUUACCUGCCUGACAAGGACAAGGAAGUUUCAUUCAACUCAGAGAACCACAAAUACAUGCUCUCAUUUAAAGGCAUGUAUCAGCAAAAUCUGAAGUACAAAACUGUAAGAGAGAUUCGAAGGAGACCGCGUUUUGUGUCUGCUCAAGAAGUCAAGAGCAAAAUUAAGGGAAGUGAGUCUUCAGACAGCACCAUCUCCUCUGUGGAAGUCCCUGCUCACUGGGACAAAGGAGCUCUCCUUGGAUUCACCUACAAGAUUGUUCCUCUGCAAAGCUCUUCUAAGGAAUACCAAAGGAUUGGCUCAAUGUUUAGUAGGACAAUGCCCAAAAGCAUCAUUCACAGGAUUGAGAGAGUGCAGAAUUUGUCUCUUUGGAGGGUCUUUCAGUGGCAAAAAGAACAAAUGACUGAGAUGAAUGGAGGGAAGGGAGUCGACCAGCGUUACCUUUUCCAUGGUACGGAUGAGUCUCUGAUAGAGGCCAUAUGUCAGCAGAACUUUGACUGGAGGAUCUGUGGCAGUCACGGAACACUUUACGGGAGAGGCAGCUAUUUUGCAAGAGAUGCUUCAUACUCUGACAGAUAUGCAAAAUCCACUACCAAGACCAAGAAGAUGUUUGUGGCACUGGUGCUAGUCGGAGAGUUCACAAAGGGUAACAUUACUUUAGUCCGACCUCCACAGAAGAAAUCCAAUCAAAACCUUUACGACAGCUGUGUUGACAAUGAAACCAAUCCAGCCAUUUUUGUAGUUUUUGAGAAGUACCAGGUCUAUCCUGAGUACAUCAUUGAAUACUCCUAAUUUGUAGUAUGAUAUCAAAACAUGUUAUAUUAUAAAACAUGUUGAUAUUGUAAGCAAUAGUUAUUUCAAUUGUUAGACUUACAUAACUGGAAAAUAACCAAUAUCUCUUUAAGUAUUUUUUUCUGUCAGGUUAAUUCUUAAUCACUGCAAUAUAAUUGUUUUUGUUUGUUUUUGUUUUGUAGAGUAACUUUACUGAUAUACCCUCUGUGAUAUAUUUUGUGAUGAAAAUAGCAAACUGUUAAAUAUAAUAUAUCUACAAUAGAAUUGUAUGUAGAUUGCUUAAUGCAUUAGGUGCAAUAAUAAUUGCACUUGUUUAAAAGAAAACAAAUUUAACAGCCAGAUACAAUUUUACAACCUGAUACAGUCUACCUUUUCACAAGUGCCAGUAUUAUAAAUCAACUGUCAACUUAUUUUUUUGUGCACAAUACAAAAAAUACAACAUUAAGCCGAGAGCUGGCAAAAUAUAGCACCAUAUGUACAACAUCUGAGCAUUACUCAUUCCUAUUAAAAUAAAUUUCAUGUUAUAAUUUUAGCUUUUGACAUUGUAUUUAAUUUAUGAUUAAUUAGAUGUUGAUAUAAUUGAUGUGAGCAUACUGUACACCACAGACACUAGGAAGUGGAACAUUUACUAGGUAAAUGAUUAGGAGUAUCAUUGACUAUGGAGACUUGUGCCACUGACCUCUGGUGGUAAGCUUGAGAAAUGAAGGGUGUGAUUGUGACAGUCUCUGAGUAAAAAGACAGCAUGUAAAGCUAAACCAGACUAAAAGACUCUGCCCACUUUGCAUCAUAUUUUGACCUGGUUAUACAGGAAGUGACUGUCUGAUAAGUAUAAUGACCAACCACAGUUUGCUUGUUUUGUGAGGUGUACCCUUGUGGAGUUGUGCUUCUGUUAAAGAGAUAGUUCACCCAAAAUUAUUUACUCCCCCACAUGCCAUCCCAGAUGUGUAUGACAUACUUUUAUCUUCUGAACACAACUGAAGAUUUGAUUAAGAAGAAUAUUUAAACUCUGUAGGUCCUAAAAA